UACACACAUAUGGAUUGAUGGAUGUGAUCUCCAAGCUAAGAUAAUAAAGUACGUCAUUAAGAAGCUAAGCCAGGUAGCCAGGGAUGGAUUGCAGUGAGCUGAUUCCUGUGCUGGUUAUGGUGAUCGUGCAGUUAGGAUAUACCGGAGUGAAUAUCAUUGCGACGGCCGUUAUGGGCGCCGGCAUGAAUCCCUUUAUCCACAUAGCUUACCAGCAAAUUUUCGGCAGCCUUGCCAUCAUUCCCUUGGCUUUUUUCAUGGAGAGGAAAACAAGGCCCAAAAUGACUUUGAGGAUAUUUUUCCAAAUAUUUAUGUCGUCACUCUUUGGGCUGACUGGGGAUCAAACGGCAUACUUUGUGGGGCUAAAGCAUUCCACUCCCACCAUUGCAACGGCUUUGGCUAACCUCAUUCCAGCCGUCACUUUUAUCAUAGCCGUCCUCUUCAGACUUGAAAGGGUGGGAUUAAGAACAAAGGCAGGGAAAGCGAAGAUUUUGGGGACCCUAAUAUGCAUUGGUGGGGCGAUGUUGCUAAGCUUUUACAGGGGAGGCGUUGUGAUUGGGCAGUCCAGCAUUUACUGGAAAUAUGCCAAAAAUACAGUGGACAAGAAUAGUUCUAAUCACCCAAGCAGCCAUGCAGAUUUGUUGUUGGGGCCUUUCAUGGUCCUGCUCAGCGUUUGUUUCUAUACUGCCUUCCUAAUCACCCAAACAAGACUGGGAAAGGAGUAUGGAGCACCAUACACUAGCACUGCUAUAGCCUGUGUGCUUGCAAGUAUUGAGUGUGUGACAAUUGCAGUUUGCACUGAUCACAACAUCUCUGAUUGGGCUUUGACUCCCAUGAGAGCUGUCUCCACCAUUUACAAUGGGUUAGUGUAUUCAGCACUAGCAAUCCUGCUGACUUCAUGGUGUGUAGAGAGGAAGGGGCCUUUGUAUGUUGCGGUUUUCAACCCUUUGCUGCUCGUCUUUACUGCCAUUCUCAGCUGGGCUUUUCUUCGCGAAACCAUACAUACCGGCACAGUGUUGGGGUCAAUCCUAAUUAUAGCGGGGCUCUACGUUGUUCUGUUGGGAAAGAAGAACGAGGUGGACGUGAUUAAAGUAGAAGAAGACAAAUUGAAGGAAGCAGCAGGCGAAAGAGAGUGCUAAUUAAUUGAUAAUAAUUGUGCUAGCUUAGCUAAUAUGGGGCUGCCAACUUUAUGACCGGUCAUGAACCCAACAACAUAGGAGUAUAUACUCCGUAUUCGUUAUCUACACGCGAUUUGGUAGAUGCCAAGUGCUCAAAACUUGUACGUUACGUUGUAUUUUCAUAUAAUUGUUUCUAGCAUUAUAUUUAGCAUGUGGAAUAUUACUCAAUUGCACACAAACUUUAUGUAUGUGUUUACCCAAUAGAUGAACACAGAGAGACGCGAGACAUCUCUUUGCCAUAACCAGAGCAUGGAUCGUUUCCAAACACUCUAUAAGAAUAUAAUUUCAAUAUUGUGGUAAUAAAUCAGCUAAGAGAGUUUAAG
This is a messenger RNA of Cuscuta epithymum, 1498 nucleotides long. NCBI's taxonomy places the organism in Eukaryota, Viridiplantae, Streptophyta, Magnoliopsida, Solanales, Convolvulaceae. The record is from the annotation of a GenBank genome assembly.